Messenger RNA from Zingiber officinale, 650 nucleotides. RefSeq names its product 3-oxoacyl-[acyl-carrier-protein] synthase III, chloroplastic-like. The record is from RefSeq and is a predicted model, not a curated record. Lineage: Eukaryota; Viridiplantae; Streptophyta; Magnoliopsida; Zingiberales; Zingiberaceae. The transcript has 7 exons. Gene Ontology annotation, cellular component: chloroplast. The coding region runs from base 330 to 650 and encodes 106 amino acids.
AAAAAUUACAGUGGCGCUAAACUGGAAGGUGUUGUUAGAAGUGCUGUCUCAUAUGCCUUGAAUCGACAGAUAAGCUUCGAUGAUUUGACCAAGCCCUUGGAUGAGGAGAGCAUAAAAAUCACUAUGGAUGAUUUUUUGAAUGCUCUUCAUGAGGUUGGACUAGCUUUUGGUUCAUCAAUGGAUGAUCUUGAACGACGCAGGCUUAAUGGGAUUAUCGAUUGUGGUGAGAGGCACAAACACAUCCAUGAGAGAGCCCUGCUUCUUGUGGAGCAAAUCAAAGACAAUCAGAGCCCACUUGUUACAUACCUUCUGGAAGUGGCAAAACUUCAAUGGCAGCUACAAUUGGUAUAGAGAGUGAUUUCCCAUAUGUCAAGAUGAUAUCUGCAGAAAGCAUGAUUGGUCUCGGUAAAGCAACUAAAUGUGCACAAAUUGUCAAGGCAUGCAGUAGUGAUGAAGAUGGUUUGCUUGGUUUUGACGUACAUAGUGAUGGCCAUGGCCAAAGGCAACUAACUGUUCUAGCAAGAGAUGAGCGAAUGGAGAUCACCUCAAGCAUGAAUGGUGCUCCUCUAUUCCCUCCAAAGAAGAAAUAUUUUUCUUGUAUCGAAAUGAAUGGUUUUCUGCCAUUAAUAGUUAUUACGUCUCAAGACUAG